GUACCAAACGUACUCUAAGGCCUAGCCUCCUCUCUGCGGCUGACAAUCGACUUGAGCAGCUUCACAAGCGACCACCACCAGCGUGAAGCAGUGCUGCUCCAUCUCCGCAUCUCCCCUCUCCCCCUCGUCGGCGUCGACCAGUUCAGCGACCAGUACCCUUGCCGUGAGUCUGUGACGCUGUCCUCUGUCCAGCGGCGACCACCGACCAGUACCCUCUCCCCUCGCCGUUGCUAUCAUUUUAAGCUUCGACAUGCGAUUGCUGCAUCCAUGGACUAAUCACUUCAAACUUCUUCUCUUGGCAUGUCAAGAAAAGGCUUCAAUUGCUAAGCUUCAUGCUUUGAUAAUCUUGGCUGGUACUUUCACCCAAAAUAACAUUGGUGGGCAGCUCAUAGCAUCUUAUGUACGUAUUGGUGAUAUCACAUCAGCCCGCCAAGUGUUCAACCAAAUGUCUCAACGAGGCAUUAAUGCAUGGAAUGCUAUGAUUGUUUCAUAUUCUCGUGAAGGAUACCAAGAUGAAGUUCUAAAUCUCUACCAUAGGAUGAUUUUGGAAGGAGUCAAACCUGACAGUUCCAUUUUUACAGUGGCGUUGAAGGCAUGUACUAGGUUGCUCGAUUUGAAAAUAGGGAAGGAGAUUUGGAGUGAAGCUGUGGAUUGUGGGUAUGGAAAUGAUGUCUUUGUUGAGUGUUCCGCAUUGAAUAUGUAUGCAAAGUGUGGGAAGAUGGAUGAAGCAAUGGAACUGUUCAAGAAAAUGCCAAGGAAGGAUUUAGUUUGCUGGACGACUAUGAUAUCUGGUUUUGCUCAGUGUGGAAGAGCAAUGGAAGCUCUUGAUGUUUACAGAAAAAUGCAAAAUGAGGGGAUGGAUGGAGAUGGGGUUGUCAUGCUGGGGUUGGUUCAAGCUAUUGCAAAUUUGGGUGACUCUAGAUUGGGUCUCUCAGUUCAUGGGUAUUUAAUUCGGCAAGACAUACCAAUGGAUGUUGUAAUCCAAACCAGUCUUGUAGAUAUGUAUGCUAAAACAGGACAUCUAGGACUUGCUUUUCAAGUAUUCUCAAUGAUGCCUAACAAAAAUAUCAUAUCUUGGGCUGCUUUGAUAUCAGGCUUAGCUCAAAAUGGUUUUGCGGGAAACACACUUGAAUUGUUAGUAGAGAUGCAAGGUCUAGGCUUUAAACCUGACUCUGUUUGUCUUGUAAGUGCACUUCUUGCUUGUUCACAAUUUGGUUGUCUCAAGUUGGGAAAAUCCAUCCAUGGAUACAUUAUAAAGAGACUAGAUUUUGAGCGAGUCUCUGGAACUGCAGUUAUUGAUAUGUAUUCUAAAUGUGGAUCACAUUCUUCUGCAAGUGCCCUUUUUGAUCAGAUAAGAUUUAAGGAUGUGGUUUCUUGGAAUGCGAUGAUUUCCACAUAUGGAAUCCAUGGGAAUGGGAAGGAAGCUCUAUCACUGUUCCAAAAGAUGAUAGAAUUAAACACAGAACCAAAUCAUGCAACUUUUACUGCUCUUUUUUCAGCUUUAAGCCACUCAGGCCUUGUGCAAGAAGGUCGGUACUGGUUUGAUCUCAUGAUCAAUAAAUUCAAGAUAACUGCAGAUGAGAAGCAUUAUGCUUGCAUGAUUGAUCUCCUUGCUCGUGCAGGCCAAGUUGAAGAGGCUCUAAAACUAAUAGAUUCCAUGAAAAUUGAACCUGCGGUUGCUGUAUGGGUUGCCCUACUUGGUGGUUGCUACAAGUAUGACAAAUUUUUUAUUGGAGAGAAGGUGGCAAAGAAGGUUCUUGAGUUGAAUCCAGAUGAUCCUGGAAUAUACACUUUGGUCUCUAAUUUCUUUGCCAAGGCGCGUAAAUGGGAUGAAGUGGCUGAAGUGAAGAAGAUCAUGAAUAUGUCUGGAGUGAAAAAGGUCCCUGGAUAUAGUGUGGUUGAGGUGAAUGGAAAGCAAGAUGCUUUUCUCAUGGAAGAUAGGAGCCACCAUCUUUAUAAAGAUAUUGUUUGUAUGUUGGAUAAUUUAGAUCUUGAAAUGAGAGUGGCAGGUUAUGUCACAUUUGACGAAUUUUUGCUGUUCGAUCUGCAAAGAGGAUACAAAUGAGAAAGCUUACAGUAAAUAAUACAGUUUGCUCUCAUGAGGUUUGGUACAAAA
Neltuma alba is the source of this 2116-nucleotide messenger RNA. RefSeq names its product putative pentatricopeptide repeat-containing protein At3g25060, mitochondrial. Gene Ontology annotation, biological process: RNA modification. The transcript is spliced from 2 exons. Bases 251 to 2065 code for a protein of 604 amino acids. NCBI's taxonomy places the organism in Eukaryota, Viridiplantae, Streptophyta, Magnoliopsida, Fabales, Fabaceae. The record is from RefSeq and is a predicted model, not a curated record. Gene Ontology annotation, molecular function: RNA binding; protein binding.